AUGGCGGAUAUCUCACCUAUGGACCCUAAUCACCCGUGGGUGGCGCGAGGCUAUCGACCGGAGUUUGCCUACAGUGUGAAAAAGGCGCCUGUGGAAGAUCCCCACGGGGAGAUUGCGUAUCAACGAGCGUUCGUCGAGGCAGCUGAGGCCAAGCAUAGUCGAGCCGAGGCGAGAUUGUGUCGAGUGCCCGAUCCGCUACUAUAUUACAACUCUCCUUCGGCACGAGACUAUAUCAAGAGAAGAGACGAUGCCAUCUUCUCGGCAAAGCCUCGGACCGGGAACACCAGGACCUCGACUCAACCCAACACACCGUCGUCGAUUGGCACGCCGACGUACUCCCCGGGCCCGCGUGCCUCGCCCAGCUACAGUGCAAACGCUGGCUCGGCCACACGGAGAACGAGCAUAAAGUCCGACAUUGAGCCUGCGCUUUCGAUAGCCAACUCGUCACCAAACAUAAGAACGGCCGACCAAGUGUCGCCCAGACCCUCGAGGCCUCCCGCAGAGCAGUAUCAGUCUUACGCUCCUCAUGGCCUUCCUUUGACGCUGGAGCCGAAGCUCGAUGCACCAGCAGGCCCUUCCAGGAUGCUACGAUGA
This is a messenger RNA of Cladophialophora carrionii CBS 160.54, 594 nucleotides long. RefSeq lists its product as uncharacterized. The transcript has a single exon. The record is from RefSeq and is a predicted model, not a curated record. Bases 1 to 594 code for a protein of 197 amino acids. Lineage: Eukaryota; Fungi; Ascomycota; Eurotiomycetes; Chaetothyriales; Herpotrichiellaceae.